UCCCUUGCCUCUUUUAGGAAUGGAAGUCGACUAUUACCCAAUUGUUUAUCUGCAUGAGUUUUACCUUUAUGGAUAAAUCGCAUUGAAAGUAAAGAAUCUCUAUUUUGUCUUGAUGUGUUUGCUUAUAUUGCUUGUCACUUCUGGUAUUAAUGCCUCAGUGUUUCAUUCAAGCAAGUGUAAAAAAGAGAAAAAGAUAGAAAGUUAACAGUGUCUCAGUGAGGAUUGAGGGUUGAAUUCUGAUUACUUGCAUGAUGCUCGUGAUGGAAUAUUGGCAUUCGUGUUCGCUUGAUACUCACUUAUCUACGUUGAACAAUUUCUGGGUUUUUGUUCUGCCAAUUUUAGUUUUCUUGCUUUUCCGAAAAUUUGUUUCUUGAACUCAUGCCUCUGGAAAAAGUUAAUGGCAUAGUUUUGUUUAUCCAUUCAUUUUACAUUGUUUUAUUUUUUGGAGCUGUUUUAUGUAUUGAAAACUCUUCCUACUAUAAAUGUAAUCUUUUUUAUUUUUACUCUUUAAAACAAAAGAAAUUAUCGGUUGAACUAUUUGAGUUGAACACUAGGCUGUAUAAAAUUCUUUUCAGCUGUUUACAGUAUCUUCUUAUCUGCUUUAAGCAAUGAAAGUGUUUUAACUGUUUGAACUGAAUUCAUAGUCACUUUAAGUGUGGACUCUCGUUUCUUAUUCAAAAAUAGAGCAUUUAAGCAUUAAUCCAGAAAAUAUGGUGAUCGAUGUAUCAAGUUUAAAUAAUUUACUGAGUUUCUUAACAGGAUCAUCAAAACGUACUUGGCAGCCUGUCAUGACUGCCGAUACAACUGCUCUAAGUUAUUGGUUGAACUGGAGGUUCUUCCUAUGCGCAUUAUUUCUCUUACUUGCUAUGGUAUUUGCGGCACUUCUAAUAUGGAAAUAUGAAGGAUCCAGGAAAUUAAAAUCUGAGAGGAGAGAAAAUCGAAAAGAAAGAGUGGGACUUUUAUACGAGGGUGAACCUUGGAAGACAUGUUUAAAAGGAAUUCAUCCUGCUUGGUUGCUUUUCUUCAGGAUCGUUUCUUUCAUCAUCAUGUUGUCAUUGAUCACAGCAAAUGCUGUUGUUGAUGGAGUUGGCAUAUUUUACUUCUAUACACAGUGGACUUUUACUUUGGUUACAGUCUAUUUUGCGCUUGGAUCUUCAUUCUCCAUUUAUGGUUGUUGCAAACAUCGCAAUGGAUUCAAUGCUGAUCAGUCUUAUCUUGAGAAUUUAGAUGCAGAGCGAGGUAGCUAUAGAGCUCCCUCACUUGAGGAAACUUCAGAUAUAUCCGACUUGCCCAAAAGGCUAAAUAUAAAUGGAGAACCUCAUGGUCGCCAAACUGCAGGUGCAUGGGGCUAUAUCUUUCAAAUUAUUUUUCAGACAUCUGCAGGUGCUGUGGUGCUCACUGAUAUUGUAUUCUGGUUCAUUCUUUAUCCAUUUCUAAUGGCCAAAGAUUACAGUCUUGAUUUUCUGAAUGCCUGUAUGCACUCGGUCAAUGCCAUUUUACUCCUUGGGGACACAAUGUUAAAUUGUUUGCGGUUCCCCGUAUUUCGAAUUGCGUAUUUUGUUUUUUGGACAAGCUUAUUUGUGAUCUUUCAAUGGAUCAUCCAUGCUUGUGUUUCAAUGUGGUGGCCAUAUCCAUUUCUGGACUUAUCAUCUCCGUAUGCUCCCCUGUGGUAUGUACUGAGGCUGUCUUUGUAUUUAGGAGUGGGGUUGAUGCAUAUCCUGUGUUACGGGGUGUUUGUUCUGAUAAUUAGGCUGAAACAUUUUUGGUUGUCAAGAUCAUUUCCAGAGUCCUAUCAGGGUUUUAGGUGAAAAAGGGAAUUGCAGUUGAUGCCACUCAGCCACAAGUUAACCAAAUUAGCCCAUAGCACCCGACUGUUCUUUUUGGGACAGUAUUGAGCUCCUUAAUACACUAGUGCCAUUGGUUGCUGAGCAAGAUCAUUACUUUUCAGAGGGAGCAGCUGUGGAGUAGGAGAAUAUACUCAUCAUUUAUUCGAGUACAGAGUUUUUGAUGAAAGAGCAACGCAUAUAAGAUUAUUUUCCUUCUGCAAGAAGAUCAAGUAAGCAUGGAGACUCAGAAAUCAAAGUGUGAAGAUUUGUGAUGUAUGUAGCAAUUUUUCUUGGAUCUCCUCCAAAGAUUGAUUUUUACCAAACAAUAUAAAUUGUGCUUGCAUGAUUAAACAUGGAAUUGACAGGGCAGCUUGCCUAAUGGUUAUUAUUUGCAUCUAGCUUCUUUUCUUUCCUAAUUAUAUUACAACUUUAGCCU
Messenger RNA from Ricinus communis (castor bean), 2262 nucleotides. RefSeq lists its product as uncharacterized. NCBI's taxonomy places the organism in Eukaryota, Viridiplantae, Streptophyta, Magnoliopsida, Malpighiales, Euphorbiaceae. The record is from RefSeq and is a predicted model, not a curated record. The transcript is spliced from 8 exons. Gene Ontology annotation, cellular component: membrane. The coding region runs from base 711 to 1808 and encodes 365 amino acids.